AUGGCGGACGCGCUGACGUAUCCUUUUACGAAACGAACCCAAUCUACUCCUCGCUGAACAAACGCCAGACUUGUGCUGAAACUCCAAGAAACAUCGCGAUACCGGUUGCAGUUCUGUGGUUGGUUCAGAAGGGGCUGGGUUUACUUGGCAUUCUGGGACACAAACAGUGGUCGGUAUGAAUAGCUGUAGCAGCGACGGCAGCAUCCAUCGUAUAGGGAAGGAGACGGGACAAACAAACGGUUGAGCCGCAGGCAGCGGAAAGGACAACCAGGGCUUUUUUUUAUGUCUCUUGAAGAGGCUUCGAUUUUUCGCUCAGACUGCGGAUCCAGUGGUUUUUUAUCUCUGAAAUGCAAAGGUUGGACUUUAUCCACCAACCGUUUUGGUUAGCUAACGGUGGCAGUAAGUUAGCCCCGCAGUGAUUGGCGCCUGUCUCCGUGUUGGCUGGCUGGAUGGGAAAGCUGGUGAAGUCUUAAAAAGUUCGUCCGUUCUCCCCAUUUUAACUCGAUUUUACCCGGAGCCGAGGGAUGGCGACUCUGAACAUGGCGAGUGACGGACACAGACGCAGUAAAACCUGCUGCUUGGAGUCACUGGACUGGCACAUCACGCAGCUAGUUUACCCAAGAUAAACACUAACGGACGAAAGCCCGACCCUGUAAUGGCAGUUGAUGUGAGAGCAGCACAGCUGUGCGGUACUACUGCUGAACUCUUCGCCUAAACCCUUUUAGGCUGGAUUUAAUAACACCCCGGGCACAACCCCAGCUGUCACCUGAGCCCCACUGCUGCUGGUCCCCGCAGGUGAUUUGAGGGAGGCGGGGGGACGCAACAUGUCAGGGGUCACGACCGUGCAGCUCUUCACCAAGUUUGUGAAGCACGCGCUGGGCAAGACGCAGAUCCAGCUGAACCGCUGGCUGCAGAGGACUGCCGCGGAGGACUGUGACAAGAUCGACAUCCUGAUAUGCAGCACGUUCGAUGAGAGAGGGGUCGGGGCCGGGAAGACAGAUGGAGACCCCGAUAUUAUCAGCGACACGGGGGGGACAUCCUUCAGCAGCGGCGGGGAGUUCAGACACCCGUGCUGCAUCACCACCUUCUGCUUCAAGAGCGCCCUGCUGGCCUGCAUCCUGACCGCUGUGUGCUUCUCUUCAGUCGCGCUGGUGCGGCAGUACCUCAAGGACCUCCUGCUCUGGGUGGAGAGCCUGGACAGCUUUGUUGGAGCCUUGCUCUUCAUAGUUGGUUUGAUCAUUGUUUCCUUUCCAUGUGGAUGGGGGUACAUUGUUCUGAAUGUGGCAGCAGGCUACCUUUAUGGAUUCAUCCUGGGCAUGGGACUGGUUAUGGUGGGUGUUUUAAUAGGGACCUUUGUGGCACACCUAGUGUGUAAGCGGUUAUUGUCUGACUGGGUCCUGAAUAAAGUGGGGAACAGUGACCAGCUCAGUGCUGUUAUACGAGUAGUGGAAGGAGGGAGCGGACUCAAAAUUGUUGCCUUAGCAAGACUCACCCCCAUACCAUUUGGACUCCAAAAUGCAGUUUUUUCGAUCACAGAUGUGUCCUUGCCAAACUACCUGGUGGCCUCCUCCGUGGGUUUGCUGCCCACACAGCUCCUCAACUCAUACCUGGGCACCACCCUGCGCACCAUGGAGGACGUCAUCGCCGAGCAGAGCAUCAGCGGCUACUUUGUGUUCAGCCUGCAGAUCAUCAUCAGCAUUGGGCUGAUGUUCUACGUGGUCCACAGAGCUCAGGUUGAGCUGAACGCUGCCAUCGCUGCCUGCCAGAUGGAGCUCAAGUCAUCGCACAUGAACGGCUCCUCCACCAAUCACAGCGGCUUCUCGUACUGCAGCAAGAGGGCGACGGCCAGCAGUGGAAACUGCGUCAACGUGGUGUGACGACCAGUGACUCUGGUUAGCUCCACGGACCAGAAGACUCAGCUUUUAAGACUGGACAGCUUCAGAAGGAGCCCGCUGAGUUCUGGAGUCCGGAGCGAACUGGUGGCAAAGUUUACCAUUUAUCCUUCAUGACAUCACAUUCGGAGGGAAACCCUGAAAGUGUCUUGGUUCUGUGGUUUCUGUUGUCGACAUGUUGGGACCACGCAUUCUUCGAUAAAGAAUGGUGCGGUGAAAAAUCCUUUUUGUGGUUUGUCAUCUUAAUAUGUUUUAUUAGUUGGACUUCUUAGCGGUACGUCUUAAUAUCUGCUGUUACAGGAGAUGUCAAUGAAACAAUAACUUUCAGAAAUAUCAGAGGUGAGGUGAAACAAACCUCACCAGCCGCCUGGUGUUAUCAUGAAUGUGCAAUCUGGAGCUUUCUAGAGAACCAAGGAAUCGAUUUUCUGUUGCCAACCUAUGCACCUUUACUUCAUGCGGUUCUGUCUCAUUUCAGGUGACUUUAUCUACACCUAGUGCUCAUUCACAGUUUAAUAACAAGGGCAUUAUAAAUACUUUUGGAUAAUUUUGCUUUAGUCGUUGGUUCUUUUUAAAGUGCCCUCGUUUUGAGAAGUCUCCAAGCUCUUUCUGCUGGUUUGUUAGUUUUGUUCGGAGCUGCUGGAACAGGAGCAGCUUUCGCAGCAGGACACUCAGGAACGCCUCUCCAGGAAGUUUAGGUGAGGUAUGAAGCCAGGGAAGUGAUUCCUGCGUUGGAAGCAUUGAGUCACGUUUUCCUGGGAAAUCCUAGGGUUUGAUUUUACUUUUAACUGUGCGAUUUGGAAAAACAAAAAAAACAACAAAAAAAAGGAAAAUUAGAAAAACAUUUAAAGAAAUAAUGCAUUUCAGUGAUUAAUUUAACAAAGGAAUUUUCACGCCUAGUGUUAUAUUUCAAGUGUUUAUUUUUGUUAUUAUGGCUUACAGCUAAUGAAUUCUUCAGAUUCAUUAGCUGUAAUGAAUUUACAUUACAGCUAAUGUGAUGUAAAUUUACAUUUGAGAAAUCUAAAGAGGAUUUUCAACACCAGAAAUGUUCUGUUUUCCCAUGAUGUGGAAAAGACUCUGCAUAAAUUGAUCACUCCUAAAGAACCCAGAUCCUCACAAAGUGCUGUAGCCAAGCAUAUUACUGGAAAGUUGAGUGGAAGGAAAAUGUGUGGUGGGAAAACAUGCAUUUUGGAUUAAAAGUACCCAACUCUGGACUAAUAGCCAAGUCCAGAGUUGGACUUGGCUAUUGGUCAGCAAAAGCUGACCAAUCAAGCUUUUGCUUGAUUGGUCAGCAAAAGCUUGAUUUACCUUCAUGCCACCAAUUCAAUGAAGUAUCUUAGCCAAACGGAGUCACUAAUUAGAAGUGGCAUACCUUUUGGUAGGUUAAUAUUUCUUUUUUUUUUUUAAAUAUACUUUCAAACUCAAGAAUGGGCCUUGCUUUAAAAUCCUCCUACAGCUGUGUAUCUUCCUGUUGCUUGUGCACCUUUUUCUACCACAGAUUUUCCUUCCACUAAGCUUUCCUUUACUUAUUCUUGGAUUCAGCUCUCUAUCAACUUGGCCUGCUUCUCUGUAGCAGGACAGGCUAUAUAAUUUCUGCAUUAAAAUUGAAAAAAAGAGGGAAUUUGUUUGUAAGUCUUACAUAAAAUUUUAGUUUAAGGAGUAACUGAACUUUGCAUUUUUAUUAGCCAUAAGCUCACAAAUACUUGAAAUAUACCCUCUGUGUGUUAUGCACCCACACCUGAGUUUUAAUUUGGUCUGAAUUACUUAGAUGAAUUUUUCGAAGAUAUUUGAAUUUCUCGAGCUGCACCUGUAAAUACUUUUCAUCUCUGAUGUUCACAAAUCCGUGCAAUAGAUCAUAAAAGAUUACCGGAAGAGUAUGAAUGUUGCAUUCAGUGCUGAAACCAAACUAACCACAAAGUAACCCAAACCCGAGUCAGCUUAGUUUCUUUUGUAGAAUGAAAGAAAAGCAAAAAUAGAGCCUUUUAUUGUUCUGUGCCACAGAUGAACAACUUUAUUUACCUACUUUUGCGUCGAUGAACAAGGUUCUGAUUGCCGGAGGUUUCUUCGCUCAGCCCGCUGAAACCGGCUGAUGAUAUUUUCAUAAAGACGUGUUUGACUUUGGACGGGUUUGGUUGGUUGAAAGUCUCAGAAGCUGACAAUCAGACACAACGUGGACUCUACAUGAUGAAUGUGAUUCUGUGGUUUGUUUUUACAUUUUUUACAAUGCUGCUCCUCAGACAAAGUCUGGUUGAGGAAUAAUAAGGGCUUCUGUCUAAAACAUCCAUCUUGUUGUUCAGGAAACCUGUUUUCUAACCUUGCUGAUCUUGUUUGUUUUUCUUUUCUCCCCACCCCCGCCCGUAUUUCAUUUCUUCUUUUUUUGUUUUGUUUUGUUUUGUUUCUGCUGAAAUCCAGAAUUGAUGUUUGUCCAAAAACACAUUCCAUCUUCUGAAAAACUCUUUAUUUCUCCGUUUUUGUAAGAUGUUUCUAGGAAUUUCCCCUCCCCUUGGAAUUUAGCAAUAAUGUUUGACACUAAAAAGCAAAAAUGACAAAAAACAAAAACCCAACAUCCAAGGGAAUAAAAACCGUAUAUGUGUAAUAUGUUGAGCCAAGCGAACCUGGAGCUGUUCAGUUUCAAAUGUCUGAGUGGUUAGUUGACUUUUGUUUGACUCGUUUGUGUUCAACCUGCCUUUUUUUUUUUUUACCUCCUGCUGCCUCUGAUGUUCUGUUGAGGAACAAAAGUGUGAGCGUUUGUUGCUUUCGGGAGAAACUACUGGAUCACCUACAAACGAUUUAGCUUCUCACUGCUGUUGCAUGAACAUCUUCAACCUCUCAGUCUGGUACGUUUGAGACACGGAGGAGGAUAUUUUUUCACACCAGUUUGUUAGAAAAGCAUGGCGAGAACAUGUCGUGUUCCCCAAAAUGAUAAAUAACGAUUACCGUACAUAGUCUCUCUCAGCUGGGACUUAAGAAGAUUGUGUGGAGUUUUUUUUUUGUAUUUCUUUUUUGAGAAAAAGCUUUUGUUCUUCCUAGCUGGGCUCUACUUAACUUAGAUCUAGUUAUGCAACAACUGAUUCCUGAGGGAAGUAUGUUUCAUAGAGAACCACAGAGGACAUGUCUCUGCAGAGCAGCCGGGGGGACUGGAAGGACGAGAGGAGGGUCCGGUCCGGCCCGGUGCCAUGGAAUGCAAUACUUCCCCUUCUGUAUCAAGUGCAUUACACAUAUGCUGUAUUUUUUAAUACAGAGGGUUUUACAGUGUAUAAAAUAGUAUUUAUCACUGUACAAAGCUUGUUCAGUGUUAUUUAUGAAAGAGAAAAUAAAACUUGACAGACUUUGUUA
Molecule: messenger RNA, 5225 nt
Organism: Poeciliopsis prolifica (blackstripe livebearer)
Lineage: Eukaryota; Metazoa; Chordata; Actinopteri; Cyprinodontiformes; Poeciliidae
Gene: tmem64
Product: transmembrane protein 64
Exons: 3
Coding region: 825-1877 (350 amino acids)
Source: RefSeq, a predicted model, not a curated record